AUGGCUGGUCUAAAUCACUUCAACCCCAAAGCUGGUUCAAAACCCUACCACUCUCUCUUCUCAAACGUCACUAUCGUCCCGCCAAAUACCUCACUUGCAUAUAUUUCUACACAAUGGGCUGCUGAUCCCUCGACUGGAGAACUGGUCGAGGGCGUGGAGGGCGAUUACUUCAAGCAAGCCCAGAUAAUCUACCAGAACAUAGUUGCCAUUCUCAAAGAACUCGGCGCCGAACUCAAGGACAUUGUCCAUCGGACUGUUUCAUUUUCGGAGUUCAACGACGACAUCGGUAAAGCCGUUGUAGAAGGAAUGAUGUCCUCCAUACCUGAUGAGUGGAAAGCCGAUGCUUUCGCUCCUUCUUUAGGUUUUAACGGACCGGCUAUCUUUCAUCGUCCUGGUAUGGUGUAUGCGGUUGAUAUCGUGGUUGCUGUGCCGAAUCGGAAGUGA
This is a messenger RNA of Cadophora gregata, 444 nucleotides long. RefSeq lists its product as uncharacterized. Lineage: Eukaryota; Fungi; Ascomycota; Leotiomycetes; Helotiales; Ploettnerulaceae. The coding region runs from base 1 to 444 and encodes 147 amino acids. The record is from RefSeq and is a predicted model, not a curated record. The transcript has 3 exons.